GGUUUUAGCAUCACGUGAUCACUCAAACCCGGAACUAGCUGUCAUGUGGUUUGACACAACAAACACACUUUUGACUGUAAUCAGCAUUCAUAUUUAUUAUGAUUAUAUUCGAUUUAUAGUUUCUAGAGAAAGUUACUUUGAUGUGGUUGGCUUUGCUGCUUCAGUAUGUACGCUCCCGGAACAGAGAGUUUGAUCAAGCAGGCGAGAGAAAUACAGGAAGAGGAGCUCCAGAAGUUUUAUGUCCGCGUUUCUAAACAGCUCCACUCUGGUAAAGACCCAGGAGGAGAGGUGAUCGAUUCCCUUCAGAGGCUCCACUUGAUUGUUUCUGCUACAAAAUAUGCCAGAACGCUUCCAGCAGAUCUUGCAAAGAAGCUCCAGAUGCUGCUGCGCUCUCCAUCCUGUGUGGAGCAGUUACAGGUCCUGUCCUCGACCAUCCUCAGGGAAAGUCUGCCUCUCAGUGCGCAUGAUCUCUCCAAAGACCUCAGCCAUGACAGCAGAGCACUCAGCUACACGGCCAGUGUCGUGCUCUCACAGGCUAGAAGCAAGGAUGAUCUGCUUCCUCUCAGUCAAAAUUUACUGAAGAGUCUGGAGUCAAGGCAGCCUGAGAUACAGAUCCCCAAACACACGCUUCCAAUUCUCUCAAAAAUGUUCAUCUUCUGUUUGGAUAUCCUUAAUGAAGAUCAGGUAAAUCUUAUUAGUCGGAAACUUGCUGACUGGCUUCGAUAUGCCAGCAUUUACCAGGGAGCCUCGAUGUCCUCUGGCGGAUUUUUCACCAGUCCCAGAUCACGUCAGCCAGCACUAAUGACUGAAGUGGAUGGAGCUGUGGCAGGAGAUUUCUUCACUGUGCUGUGUGUGGGGCAGAGCUACACUGAAGACCAGUGGAUGAACAUGUACACUUUUUCAAUGAUCAAGAGCUGGCUGCUUACCUAUGACACGGAUGGAACAUCGAAUGCCGAAUCAGCUCAGCUAAAAAGACCACAGGUCGUUCACACAACUUCAUUUCAAGAUGACCGGUCCGAGUUGGAUAGUUCGGUGAUGUCUAUGGUGUCGGCAACCUCCUCGUCCAGUCGAUUGCUGCCCCCAAAAGAGCGUCUGAGGGAGAAAGCCUUUGAGUAUUGCCACCGGCUUAUUGAACAGAGUGACCGGAAGGCUGUGAAGAAAGCUGAUGCAGAGCUACAGAAAGCGUGCAUUGUGGAGUCAGUGUCCAUAAUGGACAUAAUUUGCAGUGAGGAUCCAUCCUACGUUUACCGUGGCUUUCCCUGUAUUAAAGCACUGUAUGGCAGGCUGAGUACAGAUCUGGCCUUUGCUCGUGUCCUGCUGCCCAUCGCUCAGUUCUACCUUAGCCACAGCGAAACCGCUGCUGUGGAAUCAGAAGCCGUCUUCCACCAUCUCUUUAGCCGUUUCCCAGCAGAGCUCUUCAACGAACCCAUGCUGGCCUUUGAAUUUGUUAGUUUUUGCCUGCACAAUGUGAGCGUGCUGCAGAAGAAAGUGGCCAUAUACAGGCAAAGCUUCCCCAACCUGCUCAAGUUUCUGGCAUGGAACAGUCCAGGGCUGAUCUCUGAGUUUAUGGAGCUGCUGCCUUCUUUUCUGGCUCCUGAAACGGCGAUCGAGUUACUCCAUACGCUGCUGGAUCUUCCCUGCCUGGCAGCAGCCCUGGAUCUUCAGCACAGGUCAGCAUGGUAUCAGGCUGCAGAUCGUGCUGUGUGGGACCAGCAGGGUUCCAAGAUCACAGCGUCCCUGGAUGCCUUCCGUCAGCCAUCUUACAGAGGUCUGUUCCUCUACAUCCUCAGACCUGAGGCAGGCACCGGAGACACCAUUGACCGGUUGAGUAUGCUUCAUGAUGCUCUGGAGGGGAUGGCCGAAAGUCCUCGUGUGCUGUGCUGUGCUCAAAUUGUUCCUGUCCUGUUACAUGUCUACUUCAACACAAUUAUGCAGAUGGCCGAUGGGAAGAUGAUGAACCAGCUGCUGCUGGUCCUGCUGGAAAGAAGCAGCCUGCUGUACAAGAUAAAGAACUUCAGCACUGAAGUGCAGAGAGUUUUCAGUACACACCUUCAGGCCCUGUGCAAGCUGAACCCACCGCUGAUUGUUGAUCAGUACAAGGAGCUGCUGGAAUUCACCAGCACCACGACAAACAUCUACACUAAAGAGGACUUCUAUACACAUGUGGUGUGGGUAAUCGGGGAGUAUUUGUCACUUUCCUAUGACCCUCGUUGUACCGUGGAGCUGAUUACUUCCUUUUUCGAGGGGCUUGAGGCGGUGCUGUUUGAGAUCACACAGGUACGCCAGUCUGCCAGCCCGCCUCGCUACUCCCCACGACUGCUCACUGUGCUCAUGACGGCGCUGGCAAAGUUGGCAUCCCGCAGUCAGGACCUCAUCCCUCGAGCUUCACUUUUUCUGUCGAAGAUGCGCUCAUUUGCGCACAGUGGACGCGUGGCAACGUGCUUCAGCGAUGAGGACAGCGAGGAGAUCAUCACACGAGCACAUGAGCUCAUCAACCUUCUGAGACUGCCAAACGUCGCCCAGUUCGUGUUAACGCCUUCUGCCCAGGGUGACUGCCCACGCUGGCACCGAGACACCAACGCUGCCCUGCCACAGCGCAUGAGGGCCAUCAGUGGCCUUCUGCAGUCUCAUUCCAGCUUCCUGCCUGUUUAGAACUCUUGCGCUGCACAAUGGGAAUAUGUGCUAUCCGGUUUCUCAAUCAGAAUCACUCAAUCACACUGGCAUGGAUUUUAUUUUUUUGCCAGGGAAUCUUGAAAGCAUCAUAUUAAACAUUGCUAUUAAUUGGCA
This is a messenger RNA of Silurus meridionalis, 2787 nucleotides long. RefSeq names its product adaptor related protein complex 5 subunit zeta 1 (gene ap5z1). Lineage: Eukaryota; Metazoa; Chordata; Actinopteri; Siluriformes; Siluridae. Bases 166 to 2652 code for a protein of 828 amino acids. Gene Ontology annotation, cellular component: AP-5 adaptor complex. The transcript is spliced from 18 exons. The record is from RefSeq and is a predicted model, not a curated record.